GGCCUUCUGUCGCCAGUGCGAAGCCUUCCUGAGUUGGAGGAUUCACUAUUUCCUGGUUUGGGCCGGCAGCCAUUUUGGGGUUACAGAGAGCUCGGGCUUACGGCGGCUGUGCUGGUAUUUGGGGGGUAGUUCCUGGGCUGCUGGGGGGAAGAAUUAGUUCUUAUCAUUAGAUAGUAGGUUUGUCUCUGGAACCUUCUGUGGAGCUCCGGUCCGCCGCUUUACUUUCCAUUCGUCCCCUGGACCCGGGUUUGCUUGGCGAGGCGGAGGGUCUCCGGUGUUCGGUGUGUUGUGAUUCUGCAGACGCGGUGGAGAGAACAGUGACAUGUCCAGCAUGAAUCCCGAGUAUGACUAUUUAUUCAAAUUGCUUCUGAUUGGAGACUCCGGUGUGGGGAAAUCUUGCCUUUUGCUUAGGUUUGCAGAUGACACAUACACAGAAAGUUACAUCAGCACAAUUGGUGUGGAUUUUAAAAUCAGGACUAUAGAAUUAGAUGGGAAAACAAUUAAACUUCAGAUAUGGGAUACAGCCGGCCAAGAAAGAUUUCGAACUAUCACAUCCAGUUACUACAGAGGCGCUCACGGCAUCAUCGUUGUGUAUGACGUUACAGAUCAGGAAUCAUUCAACAAUGUAAAGCAGUGGCUUCAGGAGAUAGAUCGUUAUGCCAGUGAAAAUGUUAACAAGUUGUUGGUAGGGAACAAAUGUGACUUGACUACAAAGAAGGUAGUGGACUACACAACAGCGAAGGAAUUUGCAGACUCUCUGGGAAUUCCAUUCUUGGAAACAAGUGCGAAGAAUGCGACGAACGUAGAGCAGGCCUUUAUGACAAUGGCUGCCGAGAUCAAAAAGCGAAUGGGUCCUGGAGCUACAUCUGGUGGCGCAGAGAAGUCCAACGUCAAAAUCCAGAGCACUCCAGUCAAGCAGUCCAGCGGAGGUUGCUGCUAAAACGGCCUGCCCCCUAAAUCGCCCCAUUCCCUCCUCACAGCAGUGAAAUCUCAAUCUGAACCUAAGUGACAAAACAAAAUUGCCUGAAUUGUACUGUAUGUAGCCGCACUACAACAGAAUCUUACCGUCUCCCCAAAGGUCAGCGAUUGUAAACGCUCAAUGCUGACUUUUUUUAUGCCCUUGACUCAAGACAGCUAACUUCAUUUUCAGAACUGUUUUAAACCUUCCCCCCUUCCUCUGUGUGCCGGUUUCUCAAUACUGUGUGUAACCCUUGUUGCUUUACUAAUACCAGAAGCCCCAUCCUUGUGGUUGGUUAAAUGACCCCCUUCCCCCUCCCACUUUUUUUUUUAUGUUUCAAUUGGCAUGUUUAGGAGUCAGGUUUAGUCUUCUGAAGAUGAAGUUCAGCCAUUUUGUAUCAAACCGCACAACAGUGUCUGUCGGUUUCCAUGCAUCAAUAAAGUUUAGUGAGAUGUUAUAUGUAAGAUCUGAUUUUGCUAGUUCUUUUCUUGUAGAGUUAUAAAUGGAAAGAUUACACUUAUCUGAUUGGCCUCAUUGGUUGUCGGAAGAGCCUGCAGCACGACGUGCCACAGGCCCCUUCAGCAACAGAAGCGAGACUAGUUUCUUCAUACUCUGCAUAUAAUUUGUGGCUGCAGAACAUUGUGAUUUGUUGCACAACAUGUAACAAAUAACUGAAGAAAUGUUUAAUAAAUAUUGUACGUAUUGGAAGUAAUAUCAAACCGUAUGGUGAUAAGUAUUGUCUUAAUUUGUCUAGAAAUGGGGGGAAAAAAAUGAAGGCAUUUUAUUAUUAUUUUUUCUUGACCAACACUGCCCUGCAUGUAAUGAAAGUUUAUGUAUGGGUACUCUUAUACCAAACUAACAAGUGCUUAACUAACCCAAUCAACGGCAACCACUAUAUUGCGUCACUUGUCUGUUUAGUAAUGUUGAAUGAGUAGGUGACUUAGAGAAUUGUACAAGUGGGAGAAAUGUCUUGGUUUGAAUGUGCAGUGUUUGCCCUAAUGUAAUCAGGAAUACAUUUUCCUUAGCUCUCUCCUUCCGGUUUUUAGAUUCUGCAGAGGUGUACAGCAGUGCAAGUGUGACGGUGAUGUGAUUUUGCCAUAAACUUUAUAUACUUUGUUCCAUUUUCCCACUAAAGUGCACCUGUUUUUGUGUACAUGGAGGACAUCCAAUAUUUAUCCGCAAGACCUCACAAGAUGGCAGCUUCCUGUGCAUGGGACAGGUCCACUUUAUUCAUUUGUUUUCACUGUAAGCUCAUCCCCCAAUGACAUGUCACUUAAGUCCUAGGCUCGAACGGCAAAUGUAAGGAGUGUAAACAAUACAAGCUAUAUAAAACAGAAAGCUCGCACAUGGGGGGGAAAAAAGAAUAGCCGCAUUAAAAAAAAAAUACAUGACUUAUAUUUAACAGUGGUUUGAAAGAUGAAUCAGUCUUGUUGAUUGUAUAUAGCAAUUAAACGUCUGUGGAUGGCUUAUAAGUCUGCUAACUUAUGCUACCUAUACAGGUUGAAAUUUGGAAGCCUGUGUGUGUCUUAAUAAUAAUAAAACUUGUUAACACUGAA
Messenger RNA from Rana temporaria (common frog), 2514 nucleotides. RefSeq names its product RAB1A, member RAS oncogene family (gene RAB1A). Bases 323 to 940 code for a protein of 205 amino acids. The transcript has 6 exons. The record is from RefSeq and is a predicted model, not a curated record. NCBI's taxonomy places the organism in Eukaryota, Metazoa, Chordata, Amphibia, Anura, Ranidae. Gene Ontology annotation, molecular function: GTPase activity; GTP binding.